AUGGCAAGCGUCGCACCCACCGCCUCACGGCUCGCGCAAGUCGCGCGUAUGCGCGCAACAAUCUUCCAAACUGCGUAUAACCCUACCUCGUUGCGCACGGGCGCGAAGUACCUCCGCCGGAGGUUGCAGGGCGCGUCCAUGCAAACAUACUACCCCGACCGCAUCAGCAUUGCUCAGGUCAACCGAAGCCUGCCUGCGGACAUGAAGUUUUGGGAUCAGGAGGAGGGUGAUCGUGUGCAGAAGGUGCAGGACGACAAGGACCGCGGGAAGGGUACGCCGAAGAAGGCAAAGACGAAAGAACAAUCUCGUCGUGCUGGCAGGAGGCGGUAA
Messenger RNA from Peniophora sp. CBMAI 1063, 330 nucleotides. Lineage: Eukaryota; Fungi; Basidiomycota; Agaricomycetes; Russulales; Peniophoraceae. The record is from the annotation of a GenBank genome assembly.